Molecule: messenger RNA, 154 nt
Organism: Racocetra fulgida
Lineage: Eukaryota; Fungi; Glomeromycota; Glomeromycetes; Diversisporales; Gigasporaceae
Source: the annotation of a GenBank genome assembly
GAGAUGAUAUCGAAACCAGAAGUGAAGAUGAAGAAGGCAUGUUAAAUUCGGUUAGGGGAAUAAACGGAAUUAUUCGUGAUGAAGUAGAUUCGGGUAUUCCUUCUAAUCGCAUUGUUGUUGUGGUUACCUUCCACUUAGGCGCAAGAUCUAUAGG